AUGGAAGCCUCCGACACCCCCGCCCCAGUCGUGCCGUCGUCGCCAGCGUUCAUCAGCCGUCCCGGUCCUGUGGGCGGAUGCGGUGAAGGGGGUUUCCAAACUUUUCUUCAUGGCAAGUAUUUAUCAUUUCCCAGUUAUGCAUGCGCUGAUUCGUUCUCCGGUUCCAGUUCGAUGACUUCUACUCACCGGACACUGGGACGCAAUGCAGUUGGUAUUAUGGAAGCCUCUGAUCCCCUCGCCACAGUCGUGCCAUCGCAGCCAGCGCUCGUCAGCCGUCCCGGUCCAGUGUGCGAGAGCGGUGAAGAGGUCUUCCAACCCGUCGCCGCCGGCAAGUAUACUAGCAACUUGCACAAUUCAACAAUUGACUGCCUCCCUGCUUCCAGCUCAAACUUACAUAGACUACCUGCUCUUCGAAACGUUUUAAAAAUUCACGUUUGUUAUCAGAACGCUGGCGGUAUGAAUUCAUGCUUGGAGAACUACCGACUAGCCUGUUCGGACGACUGUUUUGAUAUCAUCGCAUUAACAGAAACUUGGCUGACCGAAAAUACGCUGUCCAUACAAGCAUUCGAUAGCAACUACGAAGUAUUUCGAACCGAUCGCAGCUCCCGCAAUAGUAACAAAAUCAUCGGUGGUGGAGUUCUUGUUGCUAUUCGUCGUCGUUUGAAAGCACAACUUUUGCAGAACGCUUCUGAAAACAACGUUGAGCAGGUAUGUGUGAAGAUCAGUUUGAAUGAUAGCUCAUCAUUAUUUCUCUGUGUGGUUUAUCUUCCACCGGACCGGAUACGUGACCUGUCACUGAUCGAUACGCAUAUACAAUCGAUAGACGAAAUUACUUCCGUUCAUAUGCGACCUAGUGAUGAAAUCCUUAUUAUCGGUGAUUUCAAUUUUCCCGGCCUGAAAUGGAUCCCCGCUUCGGACGGUUUCCUGUAUGUAGAUCCGUUACAUUCAUCCUUCCACACUGGUAUCACGAACUUGCUUGACCGAUACAGUCUCAACCUGUUACGUCAAGUGAAUCACGUUCAAAAUGAGAAUGGCAGAAUACUCGACCUCUGCUUCUCGAGCCAAUCCGAUUGUGCACCCAGAAUUAUCGCAGCACCCUUUCCUCUGGUGAAAUCCGUUAGACACCACCCUCCGCUCCACAUUGUACUCGAAUCAGAUGGAUCGUCGCACGACCGAUAUAAUUCUCGCAUCGUCAGCUACAAUUUCAAAAAAGCCGACUACAAUAGUAUCAUUGUUUUUCUUUCUAACUUGACCUGGAGUGAAAUUCUUGACAACGACGAUGUUAAUCUUGCGACUCAACCCUUUUCUAACGUUAUGACGUAUGCAAUCGAUCAAUACGUUCCUAAGCGAAUUAUCCAGCCCUCCAAACAGGCUCCGUGGCAAACCGCAGAGCUAAUACGUUUGAAAAGUUCAAAAAGGACCGCAUUGAAGAAAUACUCGAAGAAUGGCGGCUUAGUGUUUCGACAAAAUUACAUGCAAAUAAAUAAAGUAUACAAAAAGACAGCCAAGCGUUGCUACUCUAACUAUUUGCGCAAUGUGCAAAGGAGGCUAAAGUCCGAUCCAAAAUCAUUUUGGAAACAUGUAAAUGAGCUAAGAAAGGAAUCGGACCUACCCUCGACAAUGUUUUACGAACAACAAACUGGUUCCUGCACGCAAGAGAUAAGCGAUAUGUUUAGGAAAAAAUUUUCCAGCGUUUUUUCUAGAGAGACCUUAAGCCCGUACCAAAUCUCUCAGGCGGCUCUUAAUGUUCCCAUAUCGAGCCAGUCUUUGAAUUUAAUCAAUAUCGACAUCGACACUGUACUAACGGCAAUCGUAAAACUUAAACCUUCACACUCGCCUGGACCCGACGGUAUUCCGGCAGUUGUCUUGAAAAGAUGUUCAAGUGCAAUAGUAACUCCCUUAUGCCAACUGUUUCAACUAUCACUCACGACCGGAGUCUUUCCCGUUAUGUGGAAAUCUUCCUACAUGUUUCCAGUUCACAAAAAAGGAGACAAAAAGAACAUUGACAAUUAUCGUGGAAUUACUGCCCUAAGCGCCAUACCUAAAUUGUUCGAAUUAGUAGUCCUUAAACCAAUUUUCGACCACUGUAAACAAUACAUCGCGGAAACUCAACACGGAUUCAUGCCGAAACGCUCCACUGCUACUAAUCUCUUAUCUUUUACGACGUACAUAAUGGAUGCUAUGUCUAAUGGCUUCCAAACGGAUGCUAUUUACACGGAUCUCUCCGCAGCUUCUGAUAAAAUCAAUCACGCUAUCACGAUCGCCAAACUGGAUAGUGACUUUAACAGCGAAAUAACACAAGACAUGAACAACACGAUUGACACUCCUUAUAACUACGACGACGCUGACGAUAAAAACCCUUACAAUAGUUCAAUUAAUGGAAGCGGAAACAGUGGCGACGAUAAAAACUCCUACAAUACUUCAAUCAAUGAUAAGAAAAUAUCUGAAAAUAUCACCAUUGAUACCAACAAUAUCACCAAUAUGAACACGCCUACAAGUGAAGUCGUUAAAACAGUAUUCAAUACCAUCAACAACAAUUUUAUGGAAAUAAUCAAUCUCAGCGACAUAACAUCCAACUUAAACUAUAAUCAUAUAAUAUAUGGAAGCUCCCCGAAAGCUUUUUCCAACUUCAAAUAA
Messenger RNA from Malaya genurostris, 2637 nucleotides. RefSeq lists its product as uncharacterized. Bases 1 to 2637 code for a protein of 878 amino acids. The transcript has 2 exons. Gene Ontology annotation, molecular function: catalytic activity. The record is from RefSeq and is a predicted model, not a curated record. Lineage: Eukaryota; Metazoa; Arthropoda; Insecta; Diptera; Culicidae.